Peronospora matthiolae is the source of this 759-nucleotide messenger RNA. The record is from the annotation of a GenBank genome assembly. Lineage: Eukaryota; Oomycota; Peronosporomycetes; Peronosporales; Peronosporaceae.
AUGAAAAUCCUGGUCCCCAUCAAGCGCGUCGUGGACUACGCCGUCAAGAUCCGCGUCUCGCCGUCCGGCGUCGACCUCAAGAACGUCAAGAUGAGCAUGAACCCCUUCUGCGAGAUCGCAGUGGAGGAGGCGAUUCGCCUCAAGGAGCAGCAAAAAGCGUCGGAAGUUGUGGUCGUGUCCAUUGGCCCCAAACAAAGCCAGGAGACUCUCCGCACGGCACUGGCCAUGGGCGCAGAUCGCGGGAUCCACGUCCUCACGGACCUCCGCACGGACCAAGAGCUCCAGCCCUUGGCGGUGGCCAAAGUGCUCAAGGAAAUCGUGCACAAGGAGGACGUGCAGCUCGUGAUCUGUGGCAAGCAGAGCAUUGACGCCGACGCGGCGCAGACGGGUCCGUUGCUGGCGGGGUUAUUAGACUGGAGCCAAGGCACGUUCGCGUCCAAGGUGGUUGUCGAGGGCGACUCGCUGCUGUCGGUGACACGCGAGACGGAUUCCGGCGUCGAGACGCUGGAGCUUGGUCUCCCUGCAGUCGUGACGGCGGAUUUGCGGCUCAAUGAACCGCGCUACGCGACGCUUCCGAACAUUAUGAAGGCCAAGAAGAAGCCGAUUGAGGCCAUGGCAGCCGAGAGUUUGGACGUGGACCUUACGCCACGUAUUGACGUGGUUGAGGUGAAGGACCCGGCGUCCCGUAAAGCGGGGGUCAAGGUCGCGAGCGUUGACGAGCUCGUGGAGAAGCUCAAGAACGAGGCGGGGGUGAUUUAG